Messenger RNA from Pongo pygmaeus (Bornean orangutan), 3482 nucleotides. RefSeq names its product gamma-glutamyl hydrolase (gene GGH). Gene Ontology annotation, molecular function: gamma-glutamyl-peptidase activity. Gene Ontology annotation, cellular component: vacuole. The record is from RefSeq and is a predicted model, not a curated record. The transcript is spliced from 9 exons. Lineage: Eukaryota; Metazoa; Chordata; Mammalia; Primates; Hominidae. Bases 2269 to 3225 code for a protein of 318 amino acids. Gene Ontology annotation, biological process: tetrahydrofolylpolyglutamate metabolic process.
UGGUCAUUUACAUUUAAUAUUUUACUAUUACAAAAAGAGCUCCAAAGAGCAUACUUACACAUAUUUUUUUGUUCACAUGGGCACACAUUAAUCUAGGUACACACUUACAUCCAGAAAGUACUGGGUUACAGAAUAUGUAGAUCUUCCCCUUUAUUAUUUUUCUCAAAAAUAAUUAUAAUAAUUACAAUUCCACCAGAAAUGCAGAGAACUGUCAUUUUACUACAUCCUUGACUUAUUAUCAAAGGCUUACAUUUUUGUCAAUUUACGGAAAACUGCUUCCAAAGACGGAGGAAGCUGGGAGACCAAAGAGGCUGACCAAUUGAAUUUCUCAGAAAGAAACACUUAGUAGAGACAAACAGAAGCAACCCCUGCACUUGCCCUCCAGAAAGUAUGCUUUAUUUAGCAAGCUUCUAGGGUAAAGACAAGUGCAACUAGUUAGCUCUUAGACUAUUGUGAUCACUGGGGACGUUAGAUAAGCAUCUUUAUGAGGGGUUAUAUAUGUUAUGAGCAUUGUUUAAAGACCUUUGCUGCAGAACACCUCGGUAUGCUGUGGGUCAAACAUCAGUCCCCAAGAUAGUUUUGCUUCAAGAUGGUGUCACUCUUGCCAGGAAACAGGCUGUUUUUCUACACAGUUGAAUGGAUGUGACAUAUUAUCUUAACUUGCAUUUUUCUGAUGACUACAGAAAGUUUGGUUUGCUUUUCACAUUCUUUUUCCAUUUUUCUAUUGUCAUUGCUCUUAUUAUUUCUUCGCAUAUUUUAGAAAUACUUUAUAUUUUAUAACUAUAUUUUCCAAGUUUGUGCUUUAACUUAAAUUUUCUUAGUCAAUUUUUAAUUAACAUUUUUAUUUUUAAUGUUUCAUGAAACUCUUCCAACAGCCAAAGUUAUGAACAUAUAUUUAUAUAUUUUCUUAUCAAAGUAUAAUAUUUUGCCUUUCAUAUUUACAUAUGCACUUCACCUCGAGUUUAUUUUUGUGUGUAAUGCCAGGUACAAAAUUUUUCCUAUGUGGAUAGUCAAUUAUUCUGGCACCACACGUUCAUAUUUACAAGGCUACUUGUCUAUUUAAUCAUGCUCAAAACCAGCUCGGCCCUUUCAUGUCUUUCAUCACAUCCUUUAUUGCUUACCUCUCACCACACCCUUCUACAGAAGCGUUAUUUUCUUGUUAAACCAGACUAUUCACUGCAUUUACUCUUCUUGCAAUAUGCUAAAAUUGUUCCUGUUGUCUCUACGAGUCACGCUUUCUGCCUUUUUUCCUUACUAAAUUUAAACCUCUUGUGAAAAAGACAUUGUCCAAUUUAUGUUUUCGCCCGUAAUACUGAGCACUGAUGUAGUAGGUUUUCAAAUAUUCUUGUUUUAUUCUGAAUUUAAGUUGGCCCUUAUAGAUGGGAACUUUCACUGAGUACAAGCUAUAUAUCCAUGUAUUUAGGAACAAUCACAACAGUUUCAAUGAAUAGGAACCAGUCAUCUUUUCUGCCCCGGUGAAGAGGCUUAGUGGUAGUCGGUGGAUGGCACUGACCGCGGUUGAUCAGAGGAAGCUUACGCCGUUUCCAGGCGUGGCCUGGGCGUGCCCGCUUCAAAGUAGACUCCCGGAGUUGGCCCAGUUUUGACCCUAGUGAUGCGCCUGUGCAUGUGUUCAUAUCGCCGUCCCGUCUUCUUCACUUCCUACAGAUGCCGGGACCCCCCAGAUAGCAAGUGUGGACAUUCACAUUCAGAGGCACAGGCUGUCCGUACAGCGAACGUUGUCACCAUUCCCGGAGAUAGGGCUCCGACCUUCAAAGGGGCGGUGCGGUUGGCGCACAGUUCUCAGGCGCCUUCUAGAAUCCCCCGCCAGCCUCCCCGCUGCCUGGUUACCUAACUCGGCCGGGGACACCCAACCUCCCCUCUCGAGGACCUGGGUUGGCCAGCCCAGCUUUGUACGGGUGACUGAAGGCCACAUCGACGUAACAGUUGAACGGGAAGGUCGUGGAGACCACCCGGCACCCGCCCCAGGCGUUUCCAGAGUCUCCGCUUAGGCGGCCCGUGGGGGUCGCGGUCGCGGACCGGGGACAGAGCGUUGGGGUGGGCGCGCAGCGCCGGUCGCACUCCCGGAGCCGCCCACCGCCGCCCAACGGCCGCCUAGCGCGCGCCGGGACUACAUUUCCCAUAGGCCCACGCUGCGGAGCACCGCCGAGAGGAGCCCCACGCGAGUGCGCAGCCGCGAGGUGUCCCUGCCGCAGCCCCCGCCUGCCCGCCCGCAGAGCUUUUGAAAGGCGGCGGGAGGCGGCGAGCGCCAUGGCUAGCCCGGGCCGCCUGCUGUGCGUGCUGGGCCUGCUACUCUGCGGGGCGGCGAGCCUCGAGCUGUCUAGACCCCAAGGCGACACCGCCAAGAAGCCCAUCAUCGGAAUAUUAAUGCAAAAAUGCCGUAAUAAAGUCAUGAAAAACUAUGGAAGAUACUAUAUUGCUGCAUCCUAUGUAAAGUAUUUGGAGUCUGCAGGUGCAAGAGUUGUACCAGUAAGGCUGGAUCUUCCAGAGAAAGACUAUGAAAUACUUUUCAAAUCUAUUAAUGGAAUCCUUUUCCCUGGAGGAAGUGUUGACCUCAGACGCUCAGAUUAUGCUAAAGUGGCCAAAAUAUUUUAUAACUUGUCCAUACAGAGUUUUGAUGAUGGAGACUAUUUUCCUGUGUGGGGCACAUGCCUUGGAUUUGAAGAGCUUUCACUACUGAUUAGUGGAGAGUGCUUAUUAACUGCCACAGAUACUGUUGACGUGGCAAUGCCGCUGAACUUCACUGGAGGUCAAUUGCACAGCAGAAUGUUCCAGAAUUUUCCUACUGAGUUGUUGCUGUCAUUAGCAGUAGAACCUCUGACUGCCAAUUUCCAUAAGUGGAGCCUCUCCAUGAAGAAUUUUACGAUGAAUGAAAAGUUAAAGAAGUUUUUCAAUGUCUUAACUACAAAUACAGAUGGCGAGAUCGAGUUUAUUUCAACAAUGGAAGGAUAUAAGUAUCCAAUAUAUGGUGUCCAGUGGCAUCCAGAGAAAGCACCUUAUGAGUGGAAGAAUUUGGAUGGCAUUUCCCAUGCACCUAAUGCUGUGAAAACUGCAUUUUAUUUAGCAGAGUUUUUUGUUAAUGAAGCUCGGAAAAACAACCAUCAUUUUAAAUCUGAAUCUGAAGAGGAGAAAGCAUUGAUUUAUCAGUUCAGUCCAAUUUAUACUGGAAAUAUUUCUUCAUUUCAGCAAUGUUACAUAUUUGAUUGAAAGUCUUCAAUUUGUUAACAGAGCAAAUUUGAAUAAUUCCAUGAUUAAACUGUUAGAAUAACUUGCUACUCAUGGCAAGAUUAGGAAGUCAUAGAUUCUUUUCUAUAAUGUGCCUGGCUCUGAUUCUUCAUUCUGUAUGUGACUAUUUAUAUAACAUUAGAUAAUUAAAUAGUGAGACAUAAAUAAUCAGAUUGUUUUUCAUGGAAAAGCCUUCUUAUAGCUGAAGAUUGAAAAAAAUAAAUUUACUGAAAUACAAA